Esox lucius (northern pike) is the source of this 2589-nucleotide messenger RNA. It is a transcript of the gene panx1b, whose product is annotated as pannexin 1b. Gene Ontology annotation, molecular function: channel activity. The record is from RefSeq and is a predicted model, not a curated record. NCBI's taxonomy places the organism in Eukaryota, Metazoa, Chordata, Actinopteri, Esociformes, Esocidae. The transcript is spliced from 6 exons. The coding region runs from base 228 to 1526 and encodes 432 amino acids. Gene Ontology annotation, biological process: monoatomic cation transport; positive regulation of interleukin-1 production.
UUUGCCUGCAGGACAUUAUGCCACUAUGUGGACGUCUAGACUACAGGCGUUAUGCAAUUUCAGCUAAGAAAUAUUUGUGUUAAUUACAAGACAGCGUAGUCGCUCGAGAUCGUUCAUAAAGCAAAAAAUUAAGAACUUCGAAACCGGUUUGUUUUUUGUAUGAUUCAUCCAUUUUAACCUGACAUCCCCUUUAAAUUGGUUGGACACAGCUCCUUUUACGUUGAAUCAUGGCGAUUGCACACGUUGCGACAGAAUACGUUUUUUCUGACUUUUUAUUGAAGGAUCCAACCGAAUCUAAGUACAAAGGGUUGCGUCUGGAGCUGGCCGUAGACAAAAUAGUUACCUUUAUCGCGGUUGGUCUUCCUUUGUUACUCAUCUCCCUCGCGUUCGCCCAGGAGGUGUCAGUAGGUACUCAGAUCAGCUGUUUUGCCCCUACAAAUUUCUCGUGGCGACAGGCAGCUUAUGUUGACUCCUUCUGCUGGGCGGCAGUACAAGAGCAACAACCCAGUGUUGAUGGAGUCGAGGGGGCCCCCUUAUGGCUGCACAAGUUCUUCCCCUACAUACUCCUGCUGGUGGCCAUCCUCAUGUACAUCCCUGCUCUAUUUUGGCGUUUCACAGCCGCGCCCCACCUCUCCUCUGACCUGAACUUCAUCAUGGAAGAGCUGGACCGCUCCUAUAACAGAGCCAUCAGACUGACCAAGAACCUGGCAUCAUCUAUAGGCACCAAAGAUGUCUCUGACCAGUCCCCCAGUGUCCUGGACCUGACGGAAGGCUGCUUUAAAUACCCCCUGGUGGAGCAGUACCUGAAGACCAAACGGUUCUCCCGCUGGCUGGUGGUGAAGUACCUGGCAUGUCGGGUGUUGACUCUGCUCACCCUGCUGCUGGCUUGCCUCUACCUGGGCUACUACAUCCGCUUGGCCUCCAUCACAGAUGAGUUUGUCUGUGCCGUGCGGACCGGGGUUCUGAGGAACGACAGCGCGGUGCCGGCUGAGGUGCAGUGUAAGCUGGUGGCAGUGGGGGUGUUCAGGCUGCUCAGUUACAUCAACCUGGGGGUGUACAUCCUGCUGGUUCCCCUGGUGGUGUUCACUUCCCUGGGCCCCGCCCGCCAGAGCUCCCGCUUCCUCCGGCCCUACGAGAUGCUGCCAGCCUUCGGAGCUCUGGAACUGCACACCCCCUUUUACAACGACCUCAGCGUGUACCUGCUCUUCUUGGAGGAGAACCUCAGUGAGCUUAAGUCCUAUAAGUGUCUGCAGGUGUUGGAGCUGCUGAGAGAGGCAGGAGGAGAGGCCUUUGACACCAUGUGCCUGCUGCAGACUCUGGGCCAGGUAAAAACAGACAUGGUGGAUGGGAAAAAAUGCUCCAACAAGGACAUGAAAGACAGCACCAUGGCUGGAGACAAGGAGGAAGACAGCAACUCUUCUGAGCUGAGAGAUAUGUCUACAAUGUUGCUGGUUGAUGGACCCACGAAAGACAACAAAGACAAGACCUGCUGCAGUGGGAAAGAUGUACGCCAGAGAGUGGUGUAAAGUGUGUCUGUGUGUGUGGUAGUGCAUAUGUGACCACCAUGGCUCUUUAGGUUUAGGGCUUCUUGUGCUUCAUCAAUAACUUUGUUUUCUGUAAACAAAAGGUCUCUAUUUCUGUCGCCAUACUGUAUCUUUGUAUUUGUACGUCUACAAUGGCACCUGCUGUUCUUCUCAGGAUCAAGUCAAGCGCCUAUUCAUUUAUUCUCUGGAAUUCAAGCCAUUUAUUUUUCUAGAACCUAAUGCUGUUUACAGAAUUGUCCCUAUUCCCCUUAGAGAAGUUCUCUUUCUUUGCUGUUGUUUAGGGAUAGAAGGUGUUUACUGCCAGAGAUACAAGGUGUUUGUCUGACUCAGUCGAUCAAGAGUCAAUAUUAAUUAGAAAAACUGUGAAGAACAAUCUAGUUAGAAUUGUGUUUUAAUAUACAGUUUACAUGAACAAGGCCAUGUCUGAAGUUGAAUCAGUAACCAUCAACUUUGCAAGUGAGCGAAGUGCUGUACUCAGUGUAAAAAAAAUAUUUUUAGGGUUUUCAGAUUCUUUAAGAGUUCUUCAUUUAAUAAUCUCUUAAUCUCUGAUUAACUCAAUAUGUUUACGUAUCAGUGUACACAGUGAGUGAGUGAGUGUGUGUGUGUGUGUGUGUGCAUGCGGCAGGUUGCAAGGCCACUAAUAUUGUUAAGGUGCAGGAUAUUUGAACAACUGUAGAUGCAAUACUGGUGAUAAUGUUAUUUAGCAAUACUUCAAAAUGAGGGGGAUAUAUUGCUAUUGUUUUUACACACAGUAUUAGUUGCUAUUUAUUUUAAUUGUGGAUAGUCAUCUGUUUUCUUAAUGUAUAUUACAUACAACAGAGAGAAUUGUGCACUGACAUGACCCAUAUUGUUGGUAAACUAACAUCACCAGGCACUUCUAAUAGGUAUGUAAUAGGCAGUUUACUGGGAGACAGGAUAUUCAAGGUUGUUUUUAAGUAUGUUGCUUUACAUUGAAAUAAAUAGAACUGUUUUUCCAUUUGUUUAUUCUGAAUACUAAAUGCAUGACUAUGAUAAGCAUCAACAACUUAUUAAAAGGAUAUUUUAA